GCCUGGAGGAGCGUACAGUGUCGCAGAACAGCAUGGUGGCUGGUGGGGAGUUUACCUUGAAGCGGUUAAUGUUUUAUGGCCAGUUAUUUAAUCCGCCACGGCAAACACGAAUGGGAAUUAGACUUCCGGAGCGCGGCGUGCCAGCCCCUGUGAGCUGAGCGGCAGCUGGGAGCGCUGCUCGUCACUCUCCCCGAGCUGCUCCUGCUGGAAACACCGACACAGCCGGCCAACAUGUUCUGCAGACGGGCAUGGCAGAGACUGGGGCCCCUGGCACGGAAUGCCGUCAAGCAAGCACCCACUAAUGUGGCUCCAGCGCGCCCCAUGUCCUUUGGGAUCCCUGGUGGCUCCUCCAACAUGACAUACAUUCUUCUGUGUGGAGGAGGCAUGACCGCCGCAGUGGUCUAUGCCUACAAGACAGUCAAUGGUGACAGUGAGAGGUAUGAAGACAGACUCGCCAGCAUGACCUCCAACACAAAGGCUCCUGCAGCCGAGGCAGCCCCAGAGGUAGCUGUUGAAGCUGAAGCUGCCCCCGAGGAGGAGACGGCAGCGGCCACCGAGGUCACCGCUCAGUCCGACGCCACAGCAGAACCUGUGGCAGAGACCGCCGCUGAACCCGUUGUUGAAUCUGUUUCCGAGGAAGCGGCUGCCCCUGCUGCUGAGGUCGUUGCUGAGGCUGCAGCUGAGCCGACGGCUGCAGAGGAGGCCGUCGCCGUUACUGAAACAGCUCCCGAAGCGGCUCCUGUCGUCGUGGAAGCGGUUGCCACGGAGGAGGCGCCGGCAGAAGCCCCUGCAGCUGAGAGUGAUGGUACGGCAGCAGUAGAGGAAGUCCCUCCCUCUCCACUUGCUGAGGCAGAGACUGGCGCUGCAGCUGCUGAGGCUGAGGCUGCCCCUGCUGCAGAGGCAGUGGCCGCUUAAGGCUUUGAUGGUUUGAGGUUCACCCAGUGGGGAGGGCUAGGGAUUAGCUGUGUUGUGUGUGUGUGUGAGUGUGUGUCCCACUUCUCUGGGCCAUGGAAAAAUGGACUCAUGAACCCCUAUUUAAGGAUGCAUAAACACCAAAAGACAUUUGGAUUUCACUUCCAGUUGGUUUAUUGCAUAGCAGCUAGGGGUCCAUCGGUCCAGUUUUUCAUUGCCCUUGCCCUUACCUCAUCCCAUCCUGCACAGACCUAAUCAAUAACAGUUGGCAUUAAGCUGCCAGGUUAGAUUAUUUUAAUAAGGAUUCUUAAACUCCUUUCAGAAAAUUCUUUCUUUAGGAAUUCUUAUCGCCAGUGCAAAUCCAGUUUGUGGGUUUUGCUGCUAUCUACAUAGUUGUAUGGAGGAGUGUUGAAAGAGGUUGAAAUGGGUGGUGAAAGGGAUAGAAAUGCAAGUUGAUGAAUGUAAAUGUUGUACUGAGUCCUGACUAUCUGUAAAAAGAUAAUUCCAAGUGCUCUUUAAAACGGGACAUAAGCGUGCAUCUUGUUCCUUGAUUUGUCUGGAAUUUCAAAACGGAGACAAUAACUUCUCCCCUUUUUUCUAGAAAACUGUUCUUUCUUUGCUUUCGACACAAUUUUUACUCAUCCAGCUUAGCAUCUCACCAAAUUCAGAUAAAAGUAAGAGUGUAAUAUAUACAUUUAUCCUAUUAAUCUUAAAUGCCUCAGGCAGGUUAUGGCCAGAUGUGCUGGAUAGAAGGGUAAGCAGGCAGCGAGCUUCAUCCUGAAUCUUCUGUACCUUACUGUGAGAUGUAAACCAAAAACCUGCUUGCUGCUUUUCCUCCAUCUCUUCUCUACUUUUCUUCCAAAAUGAUGUCCAAUCUGUCCUCAAGGUGAGAUGUGACUUGUAACCCCCCACAUCACACCAGUUUGUCUACAGCCCGUUUAUGCCAGUCUGCAUCUACUUCAUCCAUCUGAGCAUUUGGCUUGCCUUAUCACUGUGGAAUUAUCCAAGCCCGAACCCAGAUUUGAUAUGCAACUCCCAGUUUAUCACCCACGUACAAGCCCGACCAUAACAUUUUGGCUUUUCACACAACGGACCAUACAAUACACACAUGAUGAUCCUGUAUGACUAUCCUUUGCCAGUUCAAGAGUUUCAAAGCCAUUUCUUUCCUUUUAUAUGUUCAGACACUGUAGUGCUGUCAUCUCUUAACUGUGAAAUUUAAAUCUUCUAAGGGAUCACCCCAGAAACCACUUUCAUUCACCUCUAUCUCUCGGCAUUGGAUGUUUCGUAUUUUCAUCAAAGUUGUCAUCAUGACUAAUGCAGUUUAGUGUUUUUCUCCAAGAAUGAAACAUUAUUGAAUAAUAAGGGAAGUUGAAACUAUUCAAUAAAGACUUUGUCAUUA
Molecule: messenger RNA, 2311 nt
Organism: Myripristis murdjan (pinecone soldierfish)
Lineage: Eukaryota; Metazoa; Chordata; Actinopteri; Holocentriformes; Holocentridae
Product: cytochrome c1-like
Exons: 4
Coding region: 232-915 (227 amino acids)
Biological process (GO): anterograde axonal transport
Cellular component (GO): mitochondrion
Source: RefSeq, a predicted model, not a curated record